Messenger RNA from Calypte anna (Anna's hummingbird), 4299 nucleotides. RefSeq names its product transmembrane protein 255A (gene TMEM255A). The record is from RefSeq and is a predicted model, not a curated record. NCBI's taxonomy places the organism in Eukaryota, Metazoa, Chordata, Aves, Apodiformes, Trochilidae. The transcript has 9 exons. The coding region runs from base 144 to 1253 and encodes 369 amino acids.
GCUCGCUAAUUGCGGUUUUCCCACCCAUCCAAAAGGGAGAUGAGGGCCCCCGCAGCCCCCUCCCCUGGGGCUGCCAGCAGGGACAUUAAUUAGAGCGGGGUUUGGGUCCCAGCUGGCGCGGUAACGCUGCUUUUGGCAGAGAAAUGGAACAAAAGGGAAGAAGGGUUGGUUGCGAGCUGUUUUGCCCCUUGUUCUGUUCUCGGGUAAAAGUUAAAGCUGGUUUCCUGCCACCGCUUCGGGUUUAUUCCUCGUUUGUGGCUUUGCCCUGCAAAGAACAAGAUGGAGAAAUCGGUGCUGUUUCUGUGCCAUCUUGUCUGUUUUCUUCGGAUAAUCAGGCAAAAGGGUCGUUCAAUAGAAGAAAAAGAAAUUCUCUCUACGUAACUGUGACUCUCCUCAUUGUGUCAGUAUUAAUUCUAACGGUGGGCCUAGCAGCUACAACAAGAACCCAAAAUGUGACUGUUGGAGGUUAUUACCCAGGGGUUAUUCUUGGUUUUGGGUCAUUUCUUGGAAUAAUUGGAUCAAAUCUGAUAGAAAACAAAAGGCAAAUGCUGGUUGCAUCGAUUGUCUUCAUCAGCUUUGGGGUGAUUGCUGCAUUCUGCUGUGCCAUAGUAGAUGGUGUCUUUGCUGCCAGACACAUUGAUCUGAGGCCACUGUAUGCGGGACGGUGUCAGUACUACUCCAAGAGUACAACCCCACCCGAGGCAAUCUGUCACCCCCAGCGCCGCGCACCCUGCACGCCGAAAAUAAAAACCAACACCUGCUUCUGCUGUGACCUGUACAACUGUGGGAAAGUAGAGAUUUCUGGAGGCUACUAUGAAUACAUCGAUGUCAGCAGCUGCCAGGACAUCAUCCACCUUUACCACUUGCUUUGGUCUGCAACAAUUCUGAACAUAGUGGGGCUGUUCCUAGGGAUCAUUACAGCAGCUAUCCUUGGAGGCUUUAAAGACAUGACUCCUUCCCUCCCUACUCUGAAUUGUACGGUGGAAAACGCACACCCUUCAGUGUCCUACUACUCGAGGCCACAAGUGACAUCUUACAACACCUACUACCACAGCACUCCUCACCUGCCUCCCUACUCGGCGUAUGACUUUCAGCAUUCCAGCAUGUUUCCAGCCUCUACUCCUUCUGGCCUCUCCGAUGACCCCCAGUCACUGUCUCCAUCUCCCAGCUAUAUGUGGUCCUCUACUGCACCACCACGUUACUCACCACCAUAUUUUCCACCUUUUGAAAAGCCACCACCUUAUACACCAUAAAGAGUGUGGGAAAGAAGAAAAGAAAAAAAAAAUGCCAUUCAAAUAAUCGUGAACAUUUUGUAUUUAUAUUUUACUGUGGGAGGGGCAGGACGAUAGAUACAGGUGGUAACUGCAAAGACAAAAACUGGAUUGGACUGUUCUUUAUUGCAAGACUUAUUUCAGAGGUUUAACAAUGGAGCAUGAGGAUGGGAAUGUACUGCUGGUGAUUUGCAGUGUCAGUGAGUAGUGAGUGACCUAAAUUCCAGCUUCCUUGUUUUACCAUGAGGUUCAUGUAGUCCUUGGUUUUUAAUAAAGUGAUCCAGCUGAUAGAUCCUGGUCUGCCUUACUCCAUCUUGUGCCAAGCUGAAGUAAAGGUACACAAGACUGAGUUGCUGGAGAGUAUCAGUCUGGUUAAGGUGAGGAGGCUUGCAGAUGACUUGAUGCUUGUUUUGUUUGGUCUUGGGGCUCCAGUUUCUGGGAUUUUUUGGGCCACAGGACCUUUCUCAAGUCACGUGUUGGUUACAGCCUACACAAGGGAAAAAUCUUGGGGGGAGCCACAACAGUGUCUCAAACUUUAUAUAACAUCAUAGGAUAUAUUCAUGUAUGUCUAGCAAAACAUUUGGAAUACUGCUUUUAACAGGAAAGCUGGUUUUAUUUCAGGAUGCUUCUUAAGAUAGAAGGUGUAAUGUAGUUCUCUCUCUCUCUGAAUUCUGUGUAACUAAUGCUGAAGUCAAAGUUAGGGAGGUUGCACUGCCUAAAUCUUCCUUGUAUUCCUAUGAAGAACAUUAGGAACUGUCCAUAAAUCACUGAAACAGUGCAAUGAAAACAUCAUUAUUAUUUUUUUCCCUUCUGUUCAGUUGGGGAUUUUUUUUUUAAGCUUGUACUUCUAACUUUUUUAAUUAAUGGAAUCAGCACUCUGAAUAAGCACCAUUUUAGUAGCUGCAUUAUGGGCUGUACAUAAGGAAUAUCCACUACUAGUUCUCCAAGGUGUAAGUCUCACAUGGAUAAAUUCAUCACCCUGUAAUAUAGGAUGAAACUGAUAGGAAUUUGCAACUAUUGUUGUGACUUGCAUUUAAUCUUCAGCUGAUGACUGUGCUGAUUGAUCUAGUUUCCAACAGAUUUUGCAUGCAUCCUGCAUAACAAAAGAAAGGUCAGCUUUGUUGUGUGACACACUGUCCUGUAAAGUGUGGUUCUACUCCAGGAAGUGAUUUCAGAUGACAGCACUCAGAUCUCAGCUGCUCAACGUGAGUAAUCUCAACUGCUUGCUUCAGGGAUUAAAAUAUGGUAUUGACAUUUUACUCCUUACUUCCUAAAAAUUUUAUUUCCUUGGCAUCAGGUUGUUGGCCCUAGUGCUCAAUUUCUACCUUUACUUUCAACUAAUAUAGAUAAAAAAGUACCUAAAAGCUAAAUCUGGCUUUCAGAAUGUAAAAGUGGAAUACAUGCAGGGGAGGGCAGAAAAAAAAAUCCAGUUGUUUUUUAAACAAUGGUACCUCUGCUUCUAAUCUAAAAAAAAACCUUAAAAUAGUGUCAACCCAGAAAACAAACACUGAAGUCUCUGAUAUCACUUUUCAAAGUACACCCACACUUUAUAAUGCCAUUUUUAACCCUAUGCAUUUGCAAAGCCCCUAGGCUAGGCUGCGUGUUAACCUUACCAUUUCCACUGUCAAACACUAAUCAAUGUAUUAAAAUGCUGAAGGAUGACAUUGGUUCUCUAGGAUCAAGUGUAACCCUUCUCCAGUAAAGAAAAAAAAAAUGGCUGGAGGAAGGAAUACAACUCAUGGGAUUUAAAGCAGUAGUGUAUACAGAACAUACCUUGGUGACAUUUUGUUUUACUAUAGAUUAUUGAAGUGCAGCUCCUAUAAAUUUGCAUUCUGGGAAUAAAUGUAUAUUCUGAGAUGUCAUCCAUUUUAAGUAACUUUUUCCUGAAUUAAAUCUUGAUAAACAGAUCAUGGGCAAUUUCAAAAUAAACAGUACUUCUACUUUUAAAACUCCCCCCAAAACUGGAAUCACAUGGGCACGUGAAUUUAAUACCAGAAAAUAUUUUAUUGCUGCAUAAAAGCCAAUGGUCCUGUCCCACUUCUGACAAAUUAAUUCCACCAUUUGUGCCUGUCAGCUAAAUAGGGCUAGAAGGACUAGGGGAUACUACAGGAUAGGGCUAAGAAACUCCUGAGGGGAACAUAACUGAUGUGACAGAGAGAUAAUUAGGAAAUGAUUGGGUCGUUGGUUUUCAGUUGACAACUACUAAACUUAGGAAAUUAUCCAAAUUCUCUUUUUUUUUUUUCCUUAGGGAACACUUAAGCAAAAAUUACAUUGCUGCUUUAAAUUCUCUAUAAAAGGACAAGUCCAUUUUAACAGUUAAAAAAAUACUGGUGGAAUUUUCUGUUGAAUUCCCUGUUUCCUUCUGCUUGCGUAAAACUAAACGUUUAAUGUAAAUGUAACAUUCUGCACUGUAUUCAUCAUUUCUUAUGAGAAUGUCAAGGUUGUGACUCAUAUGUACCCUUUUAUUACUUUACCAAAGUUAAAUAAAAUUGUGUGACUUUUGUAAACAUUUAUAAAUUGCAUUUUACAUUUUAGCAACUUUCCUGUUUUACAGGCAUCUGUAAAAGUAGUUCAGGAAUCCCAGUGUAACAGCAUAGAUUUAAAAAAAGCAAGCACAAAACAACAACAAAAGUACCAAAAUCCCUGUAUUUGCUGUAUUGGAAGCUGGUGCUUCUACCAAGAUUAGCCAAGAUUUUUAAGUUCUGUUUUUACAAGUCCCAGAUGUCCCCACACUUCAAAAUGAUACAUUUCUGCCCACAUGACAGGGUGCUGUGGCUUCAGUCCCUGUAAAGUCAUUAUUGCUGAUUUUUGCUUAAGAUAGAGGCAAUAAUCCAGCCAGUGCAAUGUCCAUCUCUCCUUUACUUACUUUCAUGUUUAUUCAGUUAUUUUGGGCCUAAUUCUGUCCUGAUUACUUCAGCUGCUCUUUGAUACCAACACAAGUAGGUGGAAGCCCUAUGCCAAGAGUUAAAGUGUAUGUUGCUGCUUUCAGCUAAUAGUAGCACUGCAGUUUUUCGGCUAAUUUGCUACA